UUUUAAUGAAAACAUUAGGGAAUUCCGUGCUAUUGGCCAUUUCGAUCGGUGACUUCGGCCGUGCCAUCCGUCACCUGCUGCUUCGAGAUGGAUCCUGUAACCGUUUCCAUAGAAUCGCUUCAGGAAUUUCAAGUGCAAGAAGUGUCUCUAGAUGGACAAGAGACGUACACUAAGCCUCUGUCCAUGUCAGAGAAUCUGGCCAAGCUUGCCCACAAGAUUGACUUCACCAAGCCGGAGGGUGAGGAGGUGGAGAGCACCCUUGCUGAUGAGGAGAAAGACGCCAAGAAAGCCGAGAUCAAGGAGGAAUCCGCUACGGUGCAAGCUGUUCAGUGGCCCUGGGAGUCAGUCCACAGUAAACUUAGGUUAGCCCUGACUGAAAUCAGUGUCUUGUCAGACAUCUUGCACAUCAGCCGAUGGGCCAAGGAUCCUCGGUAUAUGGUGCUGGAUCCAGUCUCUCAAGAGCAAACCCAGUCCAAGCAAAUCAUUCAACUCCUUGACAAGAAGAAGAGCCUGGCAGCUGCAGCGUCUGUCCUCCAGAAUGGGGCAAAGCGUAUGAUGCGACAGCCCCCGGCUGGCACCACCAGCAGCCCACAGAAGCCCCAGCACCCGAACGACUUCCAUGCCGACCUGCUGAGGUUGAGACAGCAUUGGCGCCUUAAGAAGGUCGGCGCCAAUAUUCUGGGCGAUCUCAGCUUCCGGACAGCUGGAUCACGCUUUUGGCACAGUGGAACCUUUGAGGUGACCAAGACGACCGACAUGGACUCCGAAGCGGCCGAAAAGAAGAAUCAGACUCCACUGAAAGUAACCAUCCCGUCAGAUAUAGAAGGCACCAGUCACAUCCAAGUACUCAUACAAGAAGGGGAAGCUGAUAUUGCCACAGCCUUCUUGCCACAACCCAGUAGGAGCCGUGUCUCACCUGAUGCUCACUGGCAGGAGAGGCUAGAGGCAGCACAGACUGUGCUGUUCUGCAAGGAGGUCUUUGCUCAGAUUGCACGAGAGGCAGUACAGCUGAAAUCACCGGUGCCCCACAUUGUGGUUGGCAAUCAGAUCUUCUGCACUCUGUUCCCUGGUGUCCAACUUUGCCUGACAUUGUGUCACAACACCAGCACUGAUUCACAGUUGUCGCAUGGUUUUUGUUAUGAGCCUUCUUUGACUGAGCCAGUGAAGCAACCCAAUCACAGCCACGCCCUGGAGCACUCCCUCCAUCAGCUGCUCAGGGAGCUCCACCGGAGCAACAUGGGUGGGGCCACACCCCGCCCCAUCACCUCAGCGCUGACGGUCAGCAAGAAACGGCGACUGGCCGGCCCCCAGGCCAUCAGCAGGAAGGAACUGACUGACAGCCAACAAGGGGAGUGUUUGUUAGAGAAAGUCUUAAAGCAAGCCAAGCACAUCGUUUUGAGGAAGAGAGUGGCGGACGUGAUUACCCAGCUGUCAUGUGACCUGCAGGACCCCAUCAUCCUGGUGCACUGGAGCGCACACUCUCAACCGCUGGUAUGCACAGCCAAGGUCCACAUCUCCACCAGUGGCUACGAACAGAUAGCGACGACGUUGCUGCAACUCACCGUGGAAGUGGACCAGAUCAGAGUGCUGUGCAAAGACGGUCGGGUCAUCCAUGCGAAUCACGAGGAGCAACAGCUGAAGGACUUGAUCCAGUGUCAGAUAUCCCAGCACCAGAUUUCCAGCAUGUUGUCCCUGUCAAAAUCGAUGAGCAUGCACAUCCUUCAUUAUAACUUCCAACUUGGCGUUGGGUCUGCCUCCAAGCUCGGAAACGCUUCAUCCGUCCUUGUCUCUACGCACCAUGGCCAGAGGAUGGUGGCUGUGCGGAGCGACCCGCUAAACGGCAUCACGGUAUUGGUGAAGGGGUGCAAAAACCCACAUGACACUGAGCACAAAAGCAACGUGGUAACAGAUCCCAAGUGGGAGACCAUUAUGACGGACUACCGGGAGGUGGACCUGGAGCGGAUCCCCGGCAGGAGUUUUGUCAACAAGAUGGAGCUGUUGAUGGCAGUGCUGGCCUCCUGACAGCGAUGCUCCAAUUUGGUGUCUCCACGUGUUCAGGGAGGGAGGAUGGAUUCUUAUUCCAUCUAAGAGACAUACUUCUGUUGCUGGUAUUAACUCUGCCUGGCCCUUUGAGGGCAAAUCCUCAGUAGAAGCUGCUGAGCUUUCCUUGUGGGUCUCAGUCAGUUCAGGCCACAAGUUGUGCCCCUAAUGCAAGAAACUAUUGGCAACUGGUUCAACACUGGCCGAUACUUCUAAUGUAUGGCAUCACACCUUCUGGCUGUCCGGUUUGGUCAGGCGUGCUUUUGAGCCAUGCCUUGCCGGGAUGCGGGAUAUUUUUUGAAUAUGACUGACUUCGUGGUUCUCUGCUGAACAGAACAAUAUUGCUGAGCCAGUGAUUUUGUUCCUGGCGAAUACCCGCCAAGAACCAGUUACAGGCAGCCAACAGUGCACGGCAUUUGGGCUGGUAAACCUUUUACCUUUUUCAGCAUUAAUUUCAUAUAGGAAGAAAGGAUAUAGGUUCACAAUUUGGAGCCUUUAAAUUAAAUUAACUUUGACUGACCGACCCUCCAGAUUUUUUUUCAUUUGAAGGCAACUCUUAAUGAUUUACUGCCCCAAUACGGGUGUGACGUUUUAGUUGUAAGCACCCAGGGUGACGCGAGGUGCCCUGUAUCGCUUAGAGUGUUAAAACAUCAUAUCCCACAUCUCAGCAGUCGAUAUUUGAUUUAUUAUACAUUUGUCUAGUUCCAAAUCACUUUCGAAGUCACAAUUAUGUAUUAUUUGUAGAGAACCUAUCUGCAAAUAAACUUAAUGUGGAGAUCCAGAACCUGAAA
Messenger RNA from Acanthaster planci (crown-of-thorns starfish), 2831 nucleotides. RefSeq names its product mediator complex subunit 17 (gene med17). The record is from RefSeq and is a predicted model, not a curated record. Gene Ontology annotation, cellular component: mediator complex; core mediator complex. Gene Ontology annotation, molecular function: transcription coregulator activity. NCBI's taxonomy places the organism in Eukaryota, Metazoa, Echinodermata, Asteroidea, Valvatida, Acanthasteridae. Gene Ontology annotation, biological process: regulation of transcription by RNA polymerase II.